AUGUUCUCAACCUUCACGGGCAACUCCAAACGCCCGCGAAACGUCAACCUCAGCGGCGCCGCUGGAAACCCCUUUGCCAACACUUCCUGGAGCCCCUCCAACGCCUCCAACACCACAAAGACCAUCUCAGCCGCUCAGACCGAACGAGAAAAGCGCCAGGCCGAGCGACAGCGCCUCAAGGCUGCCUCGCGUAUCCAACGAACAUGGCGGGGUCACAACGCACGCUCCCGUCUUGCCGACCGCCGUCGCGCCGCAUUUGAUUCUUUGUACGCCGUUUCAGCAUCUGCUGGUAACACCGAAAGGCUUCAUCGAUCAUUCAGCAUAUUGCUCUCGUUUUGCCGACCAACCCGAUUCGAUGAUCUCCAACGCUUGCUGCAGUAUGCCAGUGAUGCUGCCAACGUCGUCGAGCUGGGCAACCUCUGGCCUCAGAACACACACUCGUCUCGCAUCCGCCUGUUAGUCCAGAUCAUAGUCUCCGCCUUGGCGUCUGCUUCGAAGAAACGUAUUCUGACUGCCGAGCUUCGCGUUUCUCUUCAUCUUGCUACCCGAGUAUUACAAACCGUGCCUGGAGCUUUGAGCACGUCUAGAGACGAAUAUUUCGCCACCUUGGCUUGUAUCUGUCAACAAGUAGAGAGCGCGGACUGGCUUCGAGACAUCACCCAAAGUAUAUCGGUAGCUCUCCAAUCAGUGUCUCAAGCUUACAAAUCUUUCACUUCACAUUUCUUGACUAAGGCAAACAUCACCCUCUUCGAGACGAACAUCGACAGCUUCGCUUCCAUCAUCGAUGCCAGCCAACUUGGCGAUGCAAUCGCAUGUAUUUAUGCCUUGCCCCGCCCUUCAACCGCAUCUACAGACGAUUUGCUAUGGCUUCUUGCUCAUUUCGUGCAGCUCACCAGAGCUCAGAUGCACUCGAACGCUGGCGUGGGCCAAACUCGCUCUAUUUUUACCCAGCUCUCGGCUCUCUCGUCCGAGAUUAGUGCUCGUAUGACACCCAAAACACCCACAGCCGAAUUAAAAGAGGAAUUGGAAAAUCAACCUCGUGUCGACCCGUAUAUUUCCCAUCACCUUUUGUGGCUCAUUAGCAAUGAGGGCACGUCAAAAAUACUGCGAGAUUUCACACUAAGCUCCAUUCAACCAAGCCGCGACGCCCUCCAAAGUACCAGCCUGUUGGCGGGCUAUCUGCUCACGCUAUUGCAGAGCUUCCCUAACGAUGCUGACGACAUACGCAUGAAACUGUUUCUGGAACAAGUCACAACUCAAUCGGGAUCUGUUCCCACGGUCAAUUUCCUUUGGCAGAUGGUUCAAGAAACCACCGUCUUUCAAUCUCUCUGUAGAGAAUCUGGGCAUCCGAUUGAAGUUUUGAAGCAAUACCUUCGAAGUCUGACCCAAACCGAGGAGACUGUCGAUGACCAAGAAUGGCGCGUCAUUCUCCUGUUCCUCGAAUUAUACACAUUUGUUCUGCGACUGAGUGACGACGAAGAUUUCUUCAGUGGCAUCCACCCGUCUCCGUUACGAGACAACUCGUCACUCUCGCGUAUCCAGUCUUGCAGUUUGUCUUAUGAGGAUGUCAAGUCUCUCACCCUUUUCCUCAAAAAUGUCGCCUUCACGUUGUACUACAGAGCUCGUGAGCUAUUUCCGACCGAGAGACAGCCUCAAGACGUGGAACAGUCUCGAUUUGACUCGUACUUUGCGCCGGGCUCAAAACAACCAGGGGAACCGAACUCUGUCAGGAGCAACGACUUCAAGCCAACCGAGUUGGAAAUUGAUAGCCUCCGCGAAAUCAUAACCAAUGCCAUGACAAUGCUAUACGAAAGAGACUCCCGCAAACAUUUUCUUCCCAAAGAUCAUUGGCUCGUCACAGAUCGGUUGCAAAAAGAAGACUUUGUGUCUGCCGUCAUCGCGGAGGAGGAGCGUCAACGUGACGAGGAAGCUCUCGAUAAUGAUGACGAAACGGAAGACAGUGAUGAUGAGGAGCCCGCUCUUGCUACAGAAUAUCCUCACAACCUCGCCAGCUAUCGACUUACAAGACAUGCUAGAAUGGAACGACUGCGCGCGCAACAAAAGAGGGCUCUACGGGAACGCCGACUAGCAGAAUUGGGCCCUAAGCUGGCAAUCUUGAAGCACAUGCCAUUUGCUGUCCCAUUCGACACCCGUGUCAUGAUCUUCAGGCAGUUCAUCGAACUGGAUAUCAACCGAAGGGAUAAUCCUUUUCUGUCCUACCAGGCGUUCGCCAAACACACUGCACAGAUUCGGAGAGGCCAGCUGUUUGAGGAUGCCUUUGAAGAGCUUUACAAAAUUGGCGACGGUUUGAAGGAUGCGGUACAGAUUACCUUUGUUGAUCAAUUUGAUCAGCCUGAAGCCGGAAUCGACGGUGGCGGCGUCACCAAGGAGUUUUUGAUCAGUGUCACAUCGGAAGCUUUUGGGGAUCAGGGCGGUUCCCUGAACAUGUUUACUUCGAGUCCUGACGGACUCUUGUACCCGAACCCAACUGCUGUAGACACGAUCAAAGAGACAAUGAGGGAAGGCGGGCUCAACGAAUUGUCUCCGGAGUGGCGCCGCAUUCUCAACGAGCAACUAAAACGAUAUGAAUUCCUAGGUCGGAUCGUGGGCAAAUGCAUGUAUGAGGGCAUCCUUGUGGACUUGAACUUUGCCGGCUUUUUUCUCCUCAAAUGGCCCUCGUCUGGACCCAAGGAGGAAAACAACUACAAGGGUAGCAUCAACGACCUGCGCGACAUGGAUGAGGAACUGUACAAGGGCAUGCUGCGGCUCAAAAACUAUCCUGGGGACGUGUCAGAACUUGGCAUCGACUUUACCGUGACAGAUCAAGUGUCAAUGCCUGGAGCGCCGAUAAAGACGGUCACAAAGCUGUUGGUGGCCAACGGUGACCAGAUCUCCGUGACCAACGACAACAGACCGCUGUACAUUUCCUACAUGGCUCGACAUCGCUUGGUGUAUCAGCCUGCUGUGCAGACGGCGGCUUUCCUGCGAGGGCUUCGUGCCAUCAUCCGGCCAUCCUGGCUGUCCAUGUUCAACCAGUCGGAGCUUCAACGACUUGUCGGCGGCGACUCGUCCGAGAUUGACAUUGAGGACUUGCGCCAGAAUACAGUGUAUGGCGGUUUGUACGAGGUUGGCGACGACAAGCGCAAUCAUCCAACAAUCGACCUGUUUUGGAAGGUGGUGGGUGGGUUUACGGACGAGCAGCGCAGAGACUUGCUCAAAUACGUCAGCUCGACGCCCCGCGCGCCGCUGCUCGGGUUCUCGCAGCUCCGGCCACACUUUAGUAUUAGAGAUGCAGGAGCCGACGAGGAACGCUUACCAAGUACGAGCACGUGCGUCAACUUGCUCAAGCUGCCGCGAUACAAGACUGAGGCAACGCUACGGGAAAAGCUGCUUUACGCGAUUACGUCUGGUGCAGGAUUUGACUUGAGUUAG
Molecule: messenger RNA, 3432 nt
Organism: Beauveria bassiana ARSEF 2860
Lineage: Eukaryota; Fungi; Ascomycota; Sordariomycetes; Hypocreales; Cordycipitaceae
Product: HECT-domain-containing protein
Exons: 3
Coding region: 1-3432 (1143 amino acids)
Biological process (GO): protein polyubiquitination; ubiquitin-dependent protein catabolic process
Molecular function (GO): protein binding; ubiquitin protein ligase activity
Source: RefSeq, a predicted model, not a curated record